AUGUAUGAAAAACCUAAAACACCACAAUUUCGAGCAACAAAAAUGUGGAAUAAUCUUGUUCAAAAUUUUCGUUCAACAAUAAAAUUAAAAAGAAAACGUCAUUUUUUUAAAACAUAUCAAAAUUGUUUUUCAUCAUCAGAUGCUUUAACAUGUAUGGUUGAUAUAUUACAACACCAAUCAUCAAAUUCUAAUAGUUCGUCGGUUACACGAACACAAGCAAUUACAAUGCUUCAAUCACUUUAUAAUGCAAAAAUCUUUUCAGAUAUUAAAGAUGAUUCAAAUCGAACAGAUGCAAAUGAUCCAAGACAAUUUUUAGAUAAUAAUAAAAUUUUCAAACUUCUACCACAAACGGAAGAAAAUAUUUUUCCAUUAGUACCAACUAUUGAUGAUAACAAAUCGAUAGAAUCACCUUUAAAUAAUGAAACAAAAACAUCAUUUUCACCUUCAUCUGUUCUAGGAAUGAUGUAUGCCUUUGCUCGACAAAGACGUAAACGAAAUUCAGUUAGUCUAUUUAAACCUUGA
Rotaria sp. Silwood2 is the source of this 522-nucleotide messenger RNA. The record is from the annotation of a GenBank genome assembly. NCBI's taxonomy places the organism in Eukaryota, Metazoa, Rotifera, Eurotatoria, Philodinida, Philodinidae.